Molecule: messenger RNA, 4013 nt
Organism: Trichomycterus rosablanca
Lineage: Eukaryota; Metazoa; Chordata; Actinopteri; Siluriformes; Trichomycteridae
Gene: acvr1ba
Product: activin A receptor type 1Ba
Exons: 9
Coding region: 63-1592 (509 amino acids)
Biological process (GO): activin receptor signaling pathway; nervous system development; protein phosphorylation
Cellular component (GO): plasma membrane; activin receptor complex
Molecular function (GO): activin receptor activity, type I; activin binding; ATP binding
Source: RefSeq, a predicted model, not a curated record
AACGACUGACUGAUGGUGUGUGUCGGUGUAGCUGAGUCGAUGCCAGUCCUGUAAUGCGUUAAAUGCAAAGCGAUGGGAAUCGAGCAGUCAUGUCUGUGCAGAGAAGUGUGUUAGUUUUGCUCGCGCUGACCGGAUUACUAGCACCGGGUGUGGCUCUGAAGUGUAACUGCACUAACUGUGAGAAGAGCGGCUAUGAGUGUGAGACCGAUGGCGCCUGUAUGGCCUCCACCUCCUACAUUAAGGGUCAGGAGCAGCACGUGCGCAUCUGUAUCCCACGAGAGAGUCUUAUGCCGCCUGGGCAGCCCAUCUACUGUCUGAGUGCAGAGGGGGUGCUCAAUACACACUGCUGCUACACCGACUACUGCAACAGCGUCGACCUGCAGGUCCCCAAUGGAGUUCCUGAGGCCAAGAGCUGGACUGGCUCAGUGGGUACCUGGGGUCCGGUGGAACUGGUGGCUGUGAUCGCAGGACCAGUGUUUGUUUUUUGCCUGCUGCUGAUCGUUGGUGUGUUCCUGUACCAGCACCACCAGAGGAACUACAACCAUCGGCACCGCCUAGACGUGGAGGAUCCGUCCUGUGAGCACCUUUACCUGGCCAAGGACAAAACGCUGCAGGACCUUAUCUUCGACCUGUCCACCUCAGGCUCUGGCUCUGGUCUACCGUUGUUUGUACAGAGGACGGUGGCGAGGACCAUCGUGCUGCAGGAGAUUAUAGGGAAGGGUCGCUUUGGGGAGGUGUGGCGGGGAAAAUGGAGAGGAGGCGACGUAGCCGUGAAGAUCUUCUCCUCCAGAGAGGAACGCUCCUGGUUCCGUGAGGCAGAGAUCUACCAGACCAUUAUGCUUCGACAUGAGAACAUCCUGGGCUUCAUCGCUGCGGACAACAAAGACAACGGCACAUGGACUCAGCUGUGGCUGGUGUCGGACUACCACGAGCACGGCUCACUUUUUGACUAUCUGAACCACUACUCGGUCACUAUUGAAGGCAUGAUUAAGCUGUCCCUGUCUGCUGCCAGUGGACUUGCCCACCUUCAUAUGGAGAUCCUCGGCACACAGGGUAAACCUGGCAUCGCGCACAGAGACCUGAAAUCUAAAAACAUUCUGGUAAAGAAGAACGGCACGUGUGCUAUUGCGGAUCUGGGUCUGGCUGUACGCCAUGAGUCCGUCACUGACACCAUUGACAUCGCCCCGAAUCAGAGAGUGGGCACAAAGAGGUACAUGGCUCCAGAGGUGCUGGAUGAAACCAUCAACAUGAAGCAUUUCGAUUCGUUUAAGUGUGCUGAUAUCUACGCUUUAGGACUGGUGUACUGGGAGAUCGCCAGAAGAUGUAACGCGGGAGGCAUCCAUGAGGAAUACCAGCUACCAUACUACGACCUGGUGCCCUCUGACCCUUCUAUAGAAGAGAUGAGAAAGGUGGUGUGUGACCAAAGACUGCGACCCAACGUGCCCAACUGGUGGCAGAGCUACGAGGCGCUGAGGGUGAUGGGCAAGAUAAUGCGCGAGUGCUGGUACGCUAACGGAGCAGCCCGACUCACAGCGCUGCGCAUUAAGAAGACUCUCUCGCAGCUCAGCGUGCAGGAGGAUGUAAAGAUGUGAGGUGCACGGGUUACGACGUCCCGCAGAGGCGCACAGCAAAAUGACUUGACAAAAUCCGCCUGCCAGUUUCACAGUUUUUUUUUAAGGCUUGUGACAGGGACUACCUCAUCUUUUUAGCCAAAACUACUGAAAAGAUUGCCACUCCACUCCAGAUCCAGCUCGAGCUGUUACUACUGUCCUCCACUGGCUCCUAAACAGACACGUGUCUGUCAGUGUCCAUCUCCAUACGCCAACCUGCACUGCAUGAACUGUUGUUUCUCUGGCAGGAAUCGUUUAGAAACUGUGAUGGGCCCUUCAGAAUGAACUAUUUAAAAGAGCAUGGCCAUAUACGCGUUAUGAUUUUUGUGUGUUUGCUAGCUCAUACACUACGCUGUACUCUGUAGCCCUGCUGUGCUGGGAUCCCCUCCUGUUUUUAUCUGCUUGUAGAAUUAAAAACGAUCAUAAAGCAACCGAGCUGUGGGACCCCUCGAGGCCACUGCUUAUCCGUUAAAGAAAAUGAAUUGCUAAUGAGUUAAAUGUGACGCUCUUCACAUGGAUUAACAGUUAUGUACCUGAUUAAGAUUGUGACUUACGUUACUGUAUGAAAUGUUGUGUAGCAGAUGUUCAGGUUAUAUCAUUAUUAUGAUUUGUUUUUACAGGGAUUAUGCCUCCUCCCCGUUUUCCUAUUUAUUUAGGUAUGAUUUUUUUUUUUUUUAUGAUGUAGCUCUUUGACCCUGUGAGACUCUUCAUGUUUAUUCAUGUUCUAAUUAUACAAGUUACAGAUUGUUAUUAGAAAACCAUGAUUUCAGUCCGUGCUGUGUACAGACCAAACUGCAAAAGUGUAGCUUAAUUAUCAAUGUUGUGCUUUUUAUUUCAGGUUUUUUCUUUGUAAUUAACUGCACUAAUGAUUUUAAACUGAAUUCAGGUUCUGCUUUUCUAGAACACGAUUGUUUGUGCCACAUUCGGACGCCUCCUGUAACUGUUUCGUGUAAAAUAAUGCAUCUCUGCUUAUUUAUAAUGUACCAUUUAUAAUCUGCAACCUUUUAUGAUCUGUUUAUCAUACGUUUUAUCAUUUUGUUUGAACUGGAAGGUACUACUGACUGGUUUUGUGCAUGAAUGAAAAUGUCUGUUGCCUGUUUAAAAACGUAUCUGCGCUGUUUUAUUUUGAAUUUUAAUGCACCGGUGUCUGACGCGUCUGUAUACUGUAUCGCUAUAUGUGGAAAGCUGUGCUUCCUAAUACGGGAAAGAUAAAUGUAAUGUGAGCUUUUAGUGUGUAAUUAAUCAGGGCGUGUGGUUUCGUAAAGACAAAGUGAAUCAUUCUUAAAUACAUUAUUCAUAAGUCCCUGUUAGAUGGCCCAGCUCUGUUAUGUUUGUAAAUAUAUCUAUAGCCUGGAAACUACAUCACAAAGCCCGAAUGGGUGGCACAGUGGGCUAAGUGGGUAGCACUGUCGCCACACAGCAAGAAGGUCCUGGGUUGGAUCCCCAGGUGGGGCGGUCCGGGUCCUUUCUGUGUGGAGUUUGCAUGUUCUCCCCGUAUCUGCGUGGGUUUCCUCCAGUCCGAAGACGUGCAAAUGAGGUAAAUUGGAGACACUAAAUUGUCCAAGACUGUGUUUGAUAUAACCUUGUAAACUGAUGACUCUUGUGUAAUGAGUAACUACCGUUCCUGUCAUGAAUGGAACCAAAAUGUGUAAAUCAUGACAUUAAAAUCCUACUAAACAAACAAAGCCAGAAUGUGUAUAAACACACAUGGUUUAGGCCAAAUUGCCUCAGGCGGCACAGGAGCGAGUCCUAUAGGCUGAGGUUUUAUGGCUAAAUGAGCCUCAUGCUUAAAUUUAACCAUGGUAAAUGGAACCUAGUGUAAAUUGAAGAAAACUUUGGCAAUUGGACUCAAGAAAUGCAUUCUCAUGAUCUGACAUCAACAGAUUAAGAUCUCUCCAGCUGUGAAGUUCGUUGUUGCUCAAUUACAUGGACACCAAACAUUGUCCACUUUAUUGUGUGUCUUGUUAAACGGAGAUGAAAACACAUUUAAUAAACUUCAGUUGAGAGUCUUUUCAGAAACACAGAAGCUUUUCAAAGCAGCAUAGUAAUUGACUCUGUUGAUUGAUUUUUGGCAUCAACAAAACUUUAAACAUGUAGAUUAUAGCUAAACUGAGAGAACUGCAACACUGGGUUUUUAUGUUGACCUUUCUAAAGAACUAUUUUCUUUAUAGCUCUCAUGGGUCUUACUGCAGAUAACUAAUACCAGUGAAAAUGGAAGAAAUGUGUUAGUCAGAUGUUAGGCCACUUACUGGAAGAACCACACUGGCGUGUAGACCGAAUGGUUGACAUGAUUGUCUAUGCUAGCUUAGUCACUGUAUGCAACUGAAACCAUGUAAAUUCAUGCUAAAUGCAAAUCCUUUUUGUGAUUCUUUGGAACUGUACAUAAUACAUUUUUUUUUCUUA